AUAUCUGGCGAAAGACCAAUCGUUGACUGGAACUAUUCACAAUCGGUCACGUUCUCAAACAACUUUUCCGAGGUCUUCGUUUUUGUGCUGUUCUAAUGGCGCAUGAUAAUAUUUGAAGUAUGCAUGGAAAGGUAAUAAAAUGGAAAGCACCGACGAUGGAAAUGAACACUGGGAAAGUUUAAUUCCUUGUUUAGUCAAUGGUGAGAAGUGUUCGGAGUUGGAGGUCUGUGGGCUCAAUACUGUGUUGGAGGAAAUGGUUUUGUCAAUUUUCCAUCGCCAUCGGUAUAGUUGAUCGUUUUCAUGUUUUUCGUUGAAAUUUUUAACAAACAUUCAGAAGUACUUAUAAUACUGAUGGAAACACCGUUGGAUCGAAUCUAAUAAAAAAUAAUGCGCUUACUAUUGUUUAUAUCUAUGGGUAUUAGAAUCAAUUGAAAAAAUGGCAUCUCAAACUAAUAAUACGCCUAGCAGUUCCGGUAGUACUUCUUCUUUCACAAAUACACACAUUGAUGAGCGCUUGAUGGUCGCUGUACGAAUACGUCCUUUGAGUGAUGGUAACGAGUCUAACUGUAUACAGGUCCUUUCGCAUCGGUCGCUGCUUUUCGAUGAAGGCAAUCGGAAUAAACCAAAAAAAUAUAACUAUGAUUACGUAUUUGGUGAAAAAUCCAGUCAGGAAAAAGUGUAUAAAACGACAACAGCACCACUUGUGCAAGAUGUAUUGAAUGGAUACAAUGCAGCAGUGUUUGCUUACGGGGCCACUGGGUCCGGAAAAACUCACACUAUGCUUGGACAAAGCCAGAAAAAGCUAAACUCGUCAUCCGAUGAAUCACAGGAAGAUGGACUAAUGAUAAAGGCAGUAGAUGAUAUAUUUAAGUUCAUCGAAAAUUCUGAAAACACAGAUAAUUUUAAGAUAUCGUUGUCAUAUUUGGAAAUUUAUAACGAACUUAUACGAGAUCUUCUGAAUCCUGGAGGUCCUCUAGAAUUGCGCGAGGAUAACAAAGGUAAUCAGUCCGUUACGGGUUUGUCGGAAAUAUCAACGUCCUCUAAGAAGGAAGUCAUACAAUUGCUGGUGAAAGGAAACAAGGCUCGAAGUGUGGAACCGACUGCAGCCAAUCAAACUUCGUCUCGAAGCCAUGCUCUGCUCAGCAUUACAGUUCUAAACCAUACUACCGUUGGAACCAAACAAGGUCGGUUAUUUCUAACAGAUCUAGCUGGCUCGGAACGUGCUAGGAAAACCAAAAACAGAGGGAAACGCCUUCAAGAGGGUGCUCAUAUUAAUCGAAGCUUACUGGCACUUGGAAAUUGCAUAAAUGCGUUGGCUGGUGGAGCAAGAUACGUCAAUUAUAGAGAUUCUAAAUUGACACGAUUACUUAAGGAGGCCCUUAGUGGACGCUGUAAAACUGUCAUGAUAGCUCAUGUAGCUCCGGAUGCAAAACAUCGCGAUGAAACCAAGAAUACAUUGGUUUAUGCUGAUCGGGCUAAUCACAUAACCACUCGAAUACAAAAUCCUACUAUUUUGGAGGAAAGCCGAGAAUUUCCUAUGUCACAUUAUCAGACAUUGGUUUCUGAGUUGCGAGAAGAAGUUAGUCGAUUGAGGGAUAAAAUGUUAUCAGAUCGACCCCGUAGUGGAGUUACCCAGCAACACGCCCCAGUUACCGAUGAUGGCUCGCCCUAUGACCAAAUGAAAAAAGCGGAGCUAAAGUAUCUGAGGGAACAAAUCGUGCAUACUUUUAAGCUACAAAUGAGACUGAGGCGUAGGUUGCUAGAAGCCGAUAGUCAUUUACUUGGAUUGGAAUUAGACGCGGAAAGGCAACAUAUGGUCAUAUCCCAUUGGCAGAGUCGGCAGGGAAAGUUGUACGAUCGAAUGGAUAUGGAUGAUGGUACAUAUUUUCAUUACGAAACAAGUCUACAAUGUCUCAAAACGAUAUUUUUAGAUUCCGACUCUGAAGGAAACUCCGCUUUACGAUCAGCUUGGAGUGAAUUGUCCGCCAUAGAAAAAGAAGUGAAGCGAUAUCGUGAAAUUAGACUCGCAACUGAGCAUGAUUUAGAGAAAUGCCGGAAAAAGGGAGUUGCAUUGGAAGAUGAGUUGCCGGAAAGAAUCAGUAGUGACGAAGAACGGGAACUAUUAUCAUUACUAUGUAGAGUUCACGAGUUAGAAGCGGAUAAGGUUUCUUUGCAAGCAGAACGAUUAGCUAGACAAGCAGAACUCAGACGUCGCGACCUUCAGCUGUUACGUGCUGAGCGUCAAAGAAGGCUAUGUGAGGAUAUAAUAAGUACCCAAAGAAGAAUAAUCGAGGAAGGACAAGUUGAACUUCCAGAUGAUCUGAGGGAGUUAUAUUCACUGUAUCAACAGGAGAUACAUGCCAGUACAUACACCAAUGGACGUCAAACGGCCGGUUGUGAAUAUAGUGAGAAUAAAUUACCUCCGAUUUAUCACAAGGAUCGCGGUAUUACAUCGUCUGGCAGCUCAAGUUCCAGUUCUGAAUGGUCUCCGUCACCGCUACCACCGAUCGAUGCCGAAGGCAAUGUUAUUAAUCCGGACCGUGUGAUGGGUCCGCUAGUGGGCCCUAAGCUUCCGUCUAUUGACAAACUGAGAAGCAGCGAUGGAAGCGCUCAAAGCACUCCUAGUGACGACUAAAUAAAGGCUGCCGAACUAUCGAAUCUCGCAAAAUGUAUCACUUUAUUCUAAAACCAACAAUAAAUAUCGACUAUUUAAUCCUUUAUGACAAAUGAA
Malaya genurostris is the source of this 2731-nucleotide messenger RNA. It is a transcript of the gene Kif19A, whose product is annotated as kinesin-like protein KIF19. The transcript is spliced from 10 exons. The record is from RefSeq and is a predicted model, not a curated record. The coding region runs from base 437 to 2635 and encodes 732 amino acids. Lineage: Eukaryota; Metazoa; Arthropoda; Insecta; Diptera; Culicidae. Gene Ontology annotation, molecular function: microtubule binding; ATP binding; microtubule motor activity. Gene Ontology annotation, biological process: microtubule-based movement.